Messenger RNA from Colletotrichum scovillei, 2239 nucleotides. Its product is annotated as EXS family protein. Bases 186 to 1406 code for a protein of 406 amino acids. The record is from RefSeq and is a predicted model, not a curated record. Gene Ontology annotation, cellular component: membrane; cytoplasm. The transcript is spliced from 2 exons. NCBI's taxonomy places the organism in Eukaryota, Fungi, Ascomycota, Sordariomycetes, Glomerellales, Glomerellaceae.
GGACAAACUAUCCUCUUUUCCAGGUCGAUCUCGAAGCUUUAGAUCCACGUCUUGAGCGACUCGGACUUUAAUUCGUAUGAAUUUUCUUUGUAUUCUCGUCACUCCUUUGCACUCGAAUUUUGGCUCCAGAGAGUCCGCCUUUCCUUUUCUUCACUCGAUGCCUCUUCCCCCUUCCACCAGCAACCAUGGACGGUGAUCCCAAGGUUGAGUCGCAGCUCGACUCGUUCAGCUUGACCUUCCCCCUACCCUAUCGCAUUGGGUUUAUUAUUGUUCUCGCCGUAUGGGGCUGGGGUGUCAACCUCCACUACCUGCACAAAGUCAAGAUCGAUGUGCCCUCCCUGAUUCGAUAUCCCUCGCGAUCCUCUCCGACACAACCGGCGCAUCACCUAUCGACCUACCGCCUCGCGACCGUACUUUCGACGGUCUUUUUGCUCUCGAUUUCGACUUUCUGGAUCUUCUCCCGUCGAACCCCCGCCCUCGUAAUUGAAUAUGACUGGUUACCGAUGACCUACCUGGUCGCCCUUGCGGCCCUCUUCUUCGUCCCCAUCCGCAACUUUUCGCAAGGUGGACGAUCGCGGUUCCUCGCUACGCUGCGACGCGUGAGCAUCGGAGGCAUAGCAGAAGCAAAGGAUGGGAAAUUCGGAGAUAUCCUGCUCGCCGAUGUAUUGACGAGCUACUCCAAGAUCCUGGGAGACCUCUACGUGGUCCUUUGCAUGUUCUUCACGCCGUCUGGGUCUUCAACUGCGCGACCGGACAGAAACUGCGGCGGAACGGUGAUAGUGCCGCUCAUCAUGGCAGUGCCAUUCGCGAUACGAUUCAGGCAGUGCAUCAUCGAGUACUUUCGAGUCCGAAGAGCGCCUUACAAGGAGUCAGUGGGUUGGGGCGGACAGCAUCUGGCCAACGCCACCAAAUACGCCACGGCUUUCCCCGUUAUCAUCUUCAGCGCACUACAGCGAAGCGUUCCGGCUGAUCAGCCAGCGCCUGGAUUGAACAGAGCAUGGCUGGUGGCAGUGCUGGUCAACUCCCUUUACUCGUGGUAUUGGGAUGUUGCCAAGGAUUGGGACCUGACUCUAUUCUCGUCGGCGCGUGAACGCAACAAUCCGGAGCACCCGUUCGGGCUUCGCCGGCGGCUUAUUUUCCAGCAGCCUGUUAUCUACUACGCCGUGAUCGGAAUGGACUUGAUGCUGCGGUGUACCUGGUCGCUCAAGCUGAACGCACACUUGGACAAGUUCACCGACUUUGAGAGUUCCAUCUUCUUAUUGCAGUCACUUGAGGUGUUCAGACGAUGGGUAUGGAUUUUCUUUCGAAUUGAAACAGAGUGGCUACGGAACAACACGUCGGGACUCGCGGUGGACGAUAUCUUGCUUGGGGACUACCAAGGCAAGUAUGACUCUGAUGAAGACUAGGAGCUGCGCCAGCCUCCUUGAUGAGAUAGAACUUGUAAUGUACGUGUGUGACUAUAGGUGCCUGGAGUUAUUGGUCUAGACGGAAGCGGAUCUGAACAAGAUCUCGACCUGGGCUUAGAUUUCUGUAUCAACGAAUCCUUCUUCUAUGUACUCUAACAAAACAUGGGUAUACUUCUGUGUGUCUCUACCAUCGCGCGACUAUCCAAGCACUCCAAGUAACAUCACAACGUCCAAGGAAACCAUGGUCGCUGCGCAGUGUUCGGCUCCUUCAACUUAUUGAGGCAGUAUCCGUUGUGAUUCCUCCUUACUUUGCCAUCGCACUCACAUCGACACCCAAUUCCUCCAUCAAUUGGUGUUGAGUAUGACGACACAUUCCCAAGCGCCUGUGACUCAGGUAAUUGCCCGUCUGGCGCAUUGGCCGGGCAUUGAAAUAGUUCGUCGUGCCUAUAUCCAAAAUCCUCAAAAUGAUGCACUUUGUCCGCGUCGAGAAGCAUGCCGACGGCCAGUGAGUGUACAGCGGCGUCACCCCACUAAAUGCAACGUAAAAUCCUGGUUAGUGAUCUGCUUCAGGCUGCCAAGGGUUCGGCCACAGGGGAGAGAACGUGGUUGGACGAGAUGCGGCUCGGCAGGUCUUGGAAGAAGGAGCAUCAAAGCUCACGGUGGAGAAGGAAGGCAGAAGCUUGGCUUUCUUGUCAUUCCAAUUCUCCAACGACAUCCUUCAGCUUCUUCAUCUCCGAGCCUUCUUUUCCAAGUCCGAUUCUUUGCCCACCACAAAAUACUGAAUAAAAAUACCGUUGGAAAACCACUUACCCUUUCAAAAUAGAAACCUCCCG